Molecule: messenger RNA, 1343 nt
Organism: Cricetulus griseus (Chinese hamster)
Lineage: Eukaryota; Metazoa; Chordata; Mammalia; Rodentia; Cricetidae
Gene: Ankrd1
Product: ankyrin repeat domain 1
Biological process (GO): regulation of transcription by RNA polymerase II
Cellular component (GO): nucleus
Molecular function (GO): RNA polymerase II-specific DNA-binding transcription factor binding
Source: RefSeq, marked provisional
GGGCCAACUCCAGGGGUUCAUCCACGAGAGAGCAAAACAUACAGACUCACUGCUGCCAACAUGAUGGUGCUGAGAGUAGAGGAGCUGGUAACAGGGAAGAAGAAUAGCAGUGGGGCCGCAGGGGAAUUCCUUUCUGGGGAUUUCAGAGAUGGAGAAUAUGAAGCUGCCAUUGCUUUGGAGAAACAAGAGGAUUUGAAGACUCUUCCAGUCCACCAUGUGAACCCAGAGGAGCAACAAUGGAAAAGUGAGAAACAGCGAGAGGCAGAGCUCAAAAAGAAAAAAUUAGAACAAAGAUCAAAGCUUGAAAACUUGGAAGACCUUGAAAUAAUUGUUCAACUGAAGAAAAGAAAAAAAUACAAGAAGACUAAAGUUCCAGUUGUGAAGGAACCAGAACCUGAAAUUAUUACUGAACCUGUGGAUGUGCCGAGGUUUCUGAAAGCUGCGCUGGAGAACAAACUGCCAGUUGUAGAGAAAUUUCUGUCCGACAAGAACAGCCCCGAUGUCUGCGAUGAGUAUAAACGGACCGCUCUCCACAGAGCAUGCCUAGAAGGACACUUGGCAAUUGUGGAGAAGUUAAUGGAGGCUGGAGCCCAGAUUGAAUUCCGUGAUAUGCUUGAAUCCACAGCCAUCCACUGGGCAUGUCGUGGAGGAAACCUGGAUGUCCUGAAACUGUUGUUGAACAAAGGGGCCAAAAUCAGUGCCCGAGACAAGCUGCUCAGCACAGCGCUGCACGUGGCGGUGAGGACUGGUCACUACGAGUGUGCAGAGCAUCUCAUCGCCUGUGAGGCGGAUCUCAAUGCCAAGGACAGAGAAGGAGAUACCCCACUGCACGACGCUGUGAGGCUGAAUCGCUAUAAGAUGAUUCGGCUCUUAAUGACCUUCGGGGCAGACCUCAACACCAAGAACUGUGCUGGGAAGACCCCCAUGGACCUGGUACUGCACUGGCAGAAUGGAACCAAAGCAAUAUUCGACAGCCUGAAAGAGAAUGGCUACAAAACCUCUCGCAUAGCUACAUUCUAAGGAAGGAGACUAUCUGCAGGAGCUGUUCACAGGCAUUUCCAAAGCACUGCUUAACAGAAGAGCAAGCAGCUAUAUCCAGCUUUUGUCUGCCAGAGGGUAGGGAGAAAGACUUACAGACGCUGCAAGAAAGCGCUGGGUUAUAGGUGUCAAACUCUCCUUCAGUGUUGCUCACUAUUGUAUUUAUUCCUAUUUAUUUAUUUAUUUAUUUCCUAACAUUGAUAUUCAGGCUUUCACGAGCAUUUUUGGGGGGAGUAAAACUUAAUCUGUAUGCAGCAUUCAGCGUCCUCCCAUAGAUCUUAAACCUUGUGGGUGAAUGGCGUCUA